Molecule: messenger RNA, 786 nt
Organism: Serendipita indica DSM 11827
Lineage: Eukaryota; Fungi; Basidiomycota; Agaricomycetes; Sebacinales; Serendipitaceae
Source: the annotation of a GenBank genome assembly
AUGCCCGCCAAACAGCAUUCCCAAACAAUCUUCGGCGCUUUUGUUCCCGGCAACGUAUCCAAUGUCAAAGAUUAUUCUGUACGACAUUCCAUCACGGCUAUCCCCGCAGGCGUGGGCUCCAAACCCUUGGAAAGCACGGUAAUUCGCCCUGUUCUGCUCCAGAAAAAAGGCCUGAUAACAUUGGCCAAGUUAUGUCCUCAACUACAAGCGCCUGGCUUACGAAACUCACUGGGUGUCCUAUCCCGACAUUGCCGCUUUUGGCAGAAAUUGGGUCUAUCUCUACUUGAAAAUGAGCCCAAUUCGACUCUUCCGGUCAUCUCUGUCCCUUCCAAAGACGGCGGGCCUUCGGUCAUCGCCGACUCGUUCAAGAUUGCGCUUCGCUCUCAAGCCGCGUUCGUCCAGCACGUCCUUGCGACCACAUUUGUCGCACAUCUCCGUCCCAUGAUUCUCCAGCGUGUUCUGGAAAAAUUAGACGAGCGAGGAGCGGAAUAUUUCACCCGCACACGCCAAAAAUGGUACUGUCCAGAGGGUGUAUCCAUCAAGGAGCUAUGCCCUCCUGGAUCCGAAAAGUAUAAACAACAAAUGGAAAAGUUGCGUGCUGGAUUGAACACGAUCAAUGGCUUCCUCCUCUCCAAUGGCCAACUUGAGGACGACGCCAUGAGCCCGUUGCUCGAAAACUAUCCAUCCUCCCCGUUGACAAGCUCUCCUUCAGGUUACCGACACUGGGUCAUGGGAACGGAUGGUCCGACUUUUGCAGACUUUUGUCUGGGAGGAAUCCUUGUCUAG